AUGUCCAAUGCAAAAGUCUUGAUCCGUCCACCUCCUCAUAAGAACUUUGUUCAAGGCUAUCCUUCGAUUCCAGCUGAUCCUAAUCACGAUCGUCCAGCUCCUCAUCUAGCCGGCACUGUAGAGGUUCGGCCUGGCUCUAAAGGCAUUUACGCUGCCUAUCUUCACAUCGAAUUACAAAAAAUCGAAUCUAUUCCUUCUCCCAAAGGUCUCAUCGUCAAUACCAAUCAUGGUAUCUCCCGUCAUACCGAUACAAUCAACUCUAAGCCGGUUGUCCUCUGGAGCUCGCCUAACACGGCCCGAAUCCAAGACGAACCUGCUCCCAAAUCCAAGCAUAAGAAAGCCGCAGCUUCAACUUCUAGCGAGUCUCCUCAUUCUAGAUCGUCUAGUGCGCCAUUCAAAGACUCAUCAAAUCUGGACUUGAGCAAAUCUAUCCCCGAAUCCAAAUCUGGCGCGUCCCAGACUUCAAACGCGUCUGCGGCAGGUGUUUUAGCAUGGGCACCAUUGGCCUCGGGUGAUUUUGAGUUCAAAAUCGAUUUGCCUCAAGAUCUUCCGCCCUCUCUCAUCCUGGAUUCAAAAGUCAGAACUGGAAUCAGUUAUGUAUUGCAAGCCACUCUCUGUGCUCGUCCUCGUCAUCCAUCAGGCAGUGCUACUUCUUGGUUCAGACGAAACAGUUCACCAUUGCUGGUUACCGCUUCUGCUGUUGUCGAUAUAGUUCGUCAUGAUCUACAUUCCUCUUGGCCGAUCUAUCAGCCUAUACCUCCUGAGCUUCGUACCGUUGAAGACCGUGGUCUAACAAUGGAAGUCACGCGUCGGACCAUAGCUCUUGGUCCGGGGGAUGAUAUCACUGCUCAUAUUAAGCUAGAAAGCCAGUCUGUUCAUCCUAUCAAGGUCAACCGGUUCGAAAUUAAUCUCAGCGAAGUAACUUGUUACUUUCAUCCCGGAAAGUCUCCUAAACCAACAAAAACCAAAUCCAUUCCCGAUGAUGAAUCCAACAGCACUGUGAAAAACAACUCUCCACCAAAGAAAGAAACGGCAAGUAGCCCAAAGAAAUCGGACAUUCCCGACAGAAAAAUCAGUACGGUAGUUGAUGUUCAUGCAAGAGUUCAACAAACUUUGCUUCACAAGAACUGCCUAGCAUUCGACGUGCGAGGUAUCCUCCCAGAUACACACUCCAGAGUUACUGUUAACACUGCCCAAUAUCUUUCGAUUCAUUAUCUUAUGCAUGUCAGAGCUGUGUUGGAACCCACUGGCAAAUACUCUGAUAAGAAGAAGAUGCCCCUCGAGCUGAUCAUCGCUGAGCUGCCUAUCAUCAUUGGUGAUCGAGGUCGAGCUCUUUCAAAGACCACGAUUCAGCAAAUAGGAGUGGUACCAACACUCUGCCUACCUGUCACUACCUCCAGGCCAGAUAUCCUUCGAUCUCAGACCAGCGCUCCUCAUGAGACUCAUCGAAACAAUCAUUUGGGUCAACACCCAUCUUUCCGACAUCCUCAGGCCUUGAGUCCUCAAUCGAUCACUUCUUUCACGGGCGUGGGCGCUGGCGUAGGUGUUCCAUUCCAAUAUCCUCCCCUUCAUGGAAACGGCCCGAGACCAUUUCCUUCUGCCAUCACCCCACAUCAUUCCGCCCAUCAUCCCGCCAUUUUUUUCGAACCCCACGGUGUCCCAAGGCCUGGACCUUCAGACUCUCGGCAGUCUGGUCAUUAUCCUUCACAUUCACAUCAAACUCAAACCACCUCUGAGUCCUCUCGCAAGACUACAUUUGACCCCCGGGUAUCCUAUCAUCAACCCAUCUUGAAUGAUGACCCUACUCGAGCGCGAGCUCCGAAAGGUUCUUUUCGUACCACUCGCAGUUCUAGUCAACCUAACCUGGAAAGCACACCGGAGGCUCCUGAAGGCGAUCCUUACAGUCGAGCCAGAUCGGCUACCCCAUCUCGCGCCUCAGAAGUCGAAUGGCCUAUCACGUCUAUCAACUCUAUGCCAAAUCAUCCAGAGGCUUUAAGACCUGCACCUCCACCCCCACUAGGUGCUUACCAACGCGUCAUCAGUGGAUCAGUAGACGAAAAACAACAACUGUUUUUAAAAGCCAAAGCUGAAGCUGAGCAUACCCAGAGCUUAUUUCACAGGACUACACCCGAUACUUUGAGCCGUAGCGUCACAUUAUAUUCACAGAGUUCGUAUGUACCAUCACGAAACUCGAGGAUGGUAUCUUUGACAUCCACCAACCCAUUGGACUCUCCCACAUUCGGGAAUCUCGAUAAUGCGGUUCCCGAACAGCAGAACUCAGGUUAUGCGACGGCUGAAGAUGAUAAAAGGGCACUAGGCGCAUCUUAUCGGAACCGUCGAGUUGAUUCGAUAGGGGCAGGAUCGAUGUUGACAACGACCACCUUACCUACAUAUGGAGCUCACGUCGAUCAAACAGCAGAUGACAAUGGAACAGGACCAGAUAUAAGUCUACAUCUGACCAACCAAAGUUCACAUGAAUCAAACUCAUAUCAGGCUGAAACCAGUAUGGUGGAUCAUGGCUCUUCAUCACUUUACUCUGAUCGAGCUUCUACUCCCACGUCACUACCACAUCAUUCGCUCCCAAUGUCAACUCAUCAUACUCCAUCUCCAUCACAUCGGCAGGCACCUUCGUCUUCACCUCAUUAUACAAUUUCACCGCCUACUCAUCAUACACUCUCGCCAUCCCACCGCCAUACACUUUCACCGUCGCCUCAUCAUACAGUUUCCUCAUUACCCCUCUCAACCCUCUCACUAUCACAACGUCAUACAUUCUCAUUGUCUCCAUCACCCCAGCGUGAUCACUCACCCCCACCACCCCCAGUGAAUCUAAAGACACGUCCAUCUUUCAAGGUGGGUGAGGUAACAUCCACUGAGACCACCCCAAACCAUAAUGUUACUCCUAUUCAACCUAUCCCACAACCACCACCUACACUAAUUGAUCCACAGAGAGAAGCAUAUCUUAAAGCAGUAGCCCAAAGAGAAGCCUAUCUUUCAGGACAAGUCGGCAUGAUCUAUGAAGCACUCCAAAAUGAUCGAGAUGUGGUAGUCAGUGCAUUAGAAGAGAAGGCUAGGUUAAGAUUAGCAUGGGAAACAGAACAAAGAAGAGAAGUGAUGGAAAAUGGAAAUGGGAAUGGGAGUAGUAGUCUUGUAGGAGGUGGAGGUGGUGGAAAUGAACCUUUUCUUUCUCCUUCUGGAUCUUCUGUUGCUUCUAGUGUGGUUGUUUCACCUGUGAUUAAUCCACCUACGAUCAAUGAAGAAGAAGAGAUUGGAAAAGUCGUAGAAGAAGUUAGAUCAAAAGAGUCUAAUGGAAAUGUUGGAUUGAUUAGAAUGCCUACUGCUAAUAGAAAAUUAGUGACACAUGGGAAUUGGUUUGAUUAA
Messenger RNA from Melampsora larici-populina 98AG31, 3378 nucleotides. RefSeq lists its product as uncharacterized. Lineage: Eukaryota; Fungi; Basidiomycota; Pucciniomycetes; Pucciniales; Melampsoraceae. The record is from RefSeq and is a predicted model, not a curated record. Bases 1 to 3378 code for a protein of 1125 amino acids. Gene Ontology annotation, cellular component: division septum. Gene Ontology annotation, biological process: division septum assembly. The transcript has 5 exons.